AUGAGCAUGCGCCCCGCGCGCUCCGGUGCCCACGUGCCGGCCCUCCUGCGCGCCGUGGGCAGGGCGUGUUGGAACCACUCGCCGCUUCCCGCGUCGGCAGCCGCAUCCCAGCGCCUCGUCCCAGACCAUUCCGGUUCCGCCCCUCGCCGUCCACCCUCUCACCCGCUCGCCUCUCGCCCGUUUCUGUCCCUUCCUCCGCCCGCCCCUCUACUGCUGCCCGCCUCACUCCGCCAACCCCCUGCCCGCCACCUGUGCACCGAGGGGCCUGCGGUCGGCAAGGCGCGCGAGCAGACAGCGGGGCCAGAAGCACCAGCGGCUGAGGCUGAGGGGGGAAUGGCGCAGGGUGCGGGGCAGGAGGCGGAGGGCAGAGUUGGCGGCGAUGGGAGUGCGCAGGAGGAGGAGUGGCGGCGGCAGGCGGAGGAGGCGCGGGAGCGGCUGCUGCGCGCGUACGCGGACAUGGAGAACCUGCGCCAGCGCGCCCAGAGAGACGUCGACGCCGCCAGGCUCUUCGCCGUGCAGGUGCCACCCGUGCAGGUGCCACCCGUGCAGUGCUGUGUGCUGGCAGCACAGGCCGUGCAGUCUGCCUCGUGGCC
Molecule: messenger RNA, 593 nt
Organism: Closterium sp. NIES-65
Lineage: Eukaryota; Viridiplantae; Streptophyta; Zygnematophyceae; Desmidiales; Closteriaceae
Source: the annotation of a GenBank genome assembly